AUGUGGCAGAGUGGAGGCACCAGGUACCUGCAGAAUUAUAAUGUCUUCCAAUUGCUUGGUAAAGGCGCCUUUGGAUCCGUCUACUGAGCAAAAUCCAUCAAGAGUGGUGUGGAGUAUGUGAUCAAAAUGAUUAACAAGGAGUCACUGCGAGAAAAUGUCAAGCGUGUGAAAAGUGAGGUGGAGAUUCACCGCCGUUUAAACAAUCCUUCUAUACUUCAGCUGUACUCCUACUUUGAAGACAAUACCCAUGUCUACCUGGUGUUGGAGAUGUGUCACAACGGAGCGAUGGCCCACUACAUGAAAGGCAGCAAGAGGCGUUUUUCUGAGAUGGAAGCGAGACACUUCAUGCAUCAACUAGUGAAUGGAAUGCUGUACUUACACUCUCACGGUAUCUUGCACCGAGACCUGUCCUUGUCCAACUUGUUGCUGACCAAAGACAUGGACAUUAAGAUCGCAGACUUUGGCCUGGCCACUCAGCUCAUUGUCCCUGAUGAGAAGCACUUAACCAUGUGUGGGACGCCCGACUACGUCUCCCCUCAGGUGGCCACACGCAGCGCUUACGGCCUGGAGACUGACGUUUGGUCUCUGGGCUGCAUGUUCUAUGCCUUCCUCAUGGGCCGCCCCCCAUUUGACAGUGACACGGUCCCACACACGUUCUCUAAAGUAGCCCUUGUGGAAUAUGAAAUUCCCACUCAUGUUUCUUGUGAGGCUCGGGAUCUGAUCCGUCAGCUGCUGCAAAAAGAUCCCUCUCGUCGGCCCAGCCUAUCUGCAGUGCUGGACCACCCGUUUAUGACCCAGAGCUUGCUGGGCAGGACCAAGAAGCUGGGCCUGGUCGAUGAUUGCACCAUGGAUAGUGGCGUUGCUACUUUCUCCACUGCCUGUACCUCCUCCACGUCGGGCAGCAGUGGCAUUUACUUUUAUGAGCAUAGACAGGGCCGGCCCGUGGCAUAG
Messenger RNA from Entelurus aequoreus (snake pipefish), 951 nucleotides. RefSeq names its product serine/threonine-protein kinase PLK4-like. Gene Ontology annotation, molecular function: protein kinase activity; ATP binding. The transcript has 6 exons. The record is from RefSeq and is a predicted model, not a curated record. Lineage: Eukaryota; Metazoa; Chordata; Actinopteri; Syngnathiformes; Syngnathidae. Gene Ontology annotation, biological process: protein phosphorylation.